CAUGGCUCCAUAUAAUCAACAGAGUGAAGGGGACAAAAAUAUUAGUACUACUACUCCUCCUGUUGUUGCUGCACAAAGCAAACCAAAUCUGAAAAAGAUUCAAAUGAUGUCUAAAACAACAGGUGAAGAUAAUAUUCAAAGCAUAAAAACUUAUGUUACUAAAUUAAAAGAACGUGUGUCAAAGUUACAAUACCAAAAACAGCUACUUGUCUGCCAGGCAUUCGAGGUAGAGGAAGCAAACGAUGGUGGUGGUGGUGGGGCCUCUGAUGAGACGGAUUUUGUGGAGGAAAUGGAAUAUCCUAUCAUGCCACGUCACCUUGUGUUAUGUCAGGUACCUAUGGAACAAGCUUGUACUCCUCGAAUAAUAGUAUUGCAAUCACUCAUAUUACCAUAAAUUUCAAUCCUAUAGACUUACAAUGCAAUUUCGUUCUAGGUAUAAUUCCAUCAAUGAUAUACAACCAAUAAAACUACUUUUGUCAAACACAUAUAUGUACACUACACUAACGGCACACCUGUUGGAUUAGGGUCUGAUACGUGUUCUACAGGUGUAUAAUCGUACUGCCAUCCCACUGGAUUCAUCCCCGUUGCUUUCUUUCUUUUUACAUCUGGCAAUGUCGGCUAUCUACGUGUCAUUUCCUACAAAAUAUCUGUUUGUGAUAAUAAUUUAAAAAUAAAAUAAAAA
Lactuca sativa (garden lettuce) is the source of this 682-nucleotide messenger RNA. Lineage: Eukaryota; Viridiplantae; Streptophyta; Magnoliopsida; Asterales; Asteraceae. The record is from RefSeq and is a predicted model, not a curated record.